This is a messenger RNA of Lacerta agilis (Sand lizard), 1495 nucleotides long. RefSeq names its product DnaJ heat shock protein family (Hsp40) member C5 gamma (gene DNAJC5G). The coding region runs from base 102 to 671 and encodes 189 amino acids. Lineage: Eukaryota; Metazoa; Chordata; Lepidosauria; Squamata; Lacertidae. The transcript is spliced from 6 exons. The record is from RefSeq and is a predicted model, not a curated record.
CCGUGCAUGCGCAGUGCGGGCGCCUGGUCCUGGUCGGUCGGUCGGUGACCGGGAAGCGGAGGAGGAGGAGGAAGAGGCCGCCGGAGACCCGCCUGAGCAAGAUGGCGGACGCCGGUCGGCCGCAGCGGAAGAUGUCACGGGCCGGAGAGAGUUUGUACUGCAUCCUGGGCCUGGAGAAAGGGGCUUCCUCUGAGGACAUCAAGAAGGCAUACAGGAAACUGGCUUUGAAGUACCACCCGGACAAGAACCCAGAGAACCCCGAAGCCGCGGAGAAGUUCAAAGAGAUCAACAACGCCAACACCACCCUCAGCGACGAGAACAAGCGGCGGAUCUAUGACGAGUACGGCUCCAUGGGGCUCUAUGUCUCGGAGCAGUUUGGGGAGGAGAGCGUCAAGUACUACUUCCUCAUGUCGAAAUGGUGGUUCAAGCCCCUGAUGGUGUGCUGCAGCCUCGUCACCUGUUGCUGCUGCUGCUGCUGCUGCUGCUUCUGCUGUGGGAAGUGCCGCCCCCCAGAGGAGGAGGAGCCCUACAAGUACGUCAACCCCGAAGACCUGGAGGCCCAGAUCCGUGCCGAGAAUGAAGCAGGCGGCGGAGAGGCCAUCCGGAUGCAGCCCACAGCCAGCGCCUCCUUGCACACCACAGACGAGACACAGCGGCCGCCCAAGCCCUGACCCAGUUCAGCUGACGGUCAGAGCACAGCCCCCCCUUUUCUGCAGCCAUUCCAGAGACCACCCCCAGGCCCACAUGACUGAGUCAGGCCUGCCGCUGCACUCUGGGGCAGAGAGACCCCCACCCACCCACCCUGGGGGUCCUUGCCAAAUGCAGGGCGACCACACACCUGACCGACCGCCCCACCGUCAUUGGGAAUCUGCUCAGGGGACGUUGCUGAGGGCACAGCAGAGGCAGAGGAGGAGGAGAGCAACUUCCAGCCUCGCGGGAAGCUGGCGGGGACCAGAGAAGUGGCCCCCCUCCAAUUUAGGGCUGGCGGAAGAUGUCGCCCGCUGCCAGCCCAUCCGCUUUUUCCAAACGCUUUCUGACCCCCGUCUUUCUCCUUGGCCAAAGGCUCCUGCUUCCCAAGGCCAGGCAUCUGCUGUGGGCAGGGCUGGAGGCUCCCUGUUGAAGCUGGCUCUCUCCUGCUGGGAGGGGGGGUUGUGGGGCUUCCCACCUCACUGGCCCUGCCCCCCGGGAGCCAACACUGCUCCCCUUCUGCCCUGUGCAUCGGUGCCAAAGUGCAUUUGUGGGGCCAAUGCAAGCGAGUCCCUGCCUCCCUCCCUGGCUGGUGGGUUUGGGGGGCUCCCUCCCCCUCUGCCCUGAGCUGCAGCUGCUCUGGGUGGAUUCAAUCACUGUGCGGAAGGAGCCUGGUGUGGUUCCCCCCCCCCAGCUCCCUCCCUGGCCCUGCUGUGGGGAGCCCCCUCUUGGGCAGGGCCCCUCUCUCCACACUGUGAUAAGGAACUUCUCUAGGCUUUACGGACACAAUUAAAUGUUUCUGAAGGAA